GGCGCCGCACGUCGCAGCCCAACCACCCUUUCUUCAACGCCGCACUGACGUCGAACGAGUUAUUUUUAUCAUGUUAUAACGUGUGAAAACCUGUGCUAGAGUGUUGCUGUGACCUUAUGCGUUGAUGGAUGUUCACAACUCUUUCUUCUACCACUGUGAUGUAAGUGGAGGGAAUACAAAAGUUAAAGAUUUGGUUACCAGGUCUUAAGCGGAAAAAAUGCUGAAAAAAGUUGACCGCGGCGGGGCGAUGAGCGCGGGCACGCGGCGGGCGCGCGCAGGGGCGGGCGCGGGGCUGCGGGCGGGCGACUCCACGCCCGGCUCUGACGCCGGCGAGAUCACGCGCCUCUUCCCCAAGUGCCGCCCCAGGAACAGCCAGCACCAGCACGAUAGGCUAGGCGUAGGAGUGGGCGUAGGCGUGGAGAGCCGCGAGAUGAACGUCGUCAACAACGCUUCCUCGGACGAGGAGCGCGCCGCAGACGGCCAGCUCGUCAUACUCAACUCCAAGGGAGGAGCUUACAAAUUGAGAGACUCCAGAAUAAUCGAGAUAGCUGGCGGUCGCGAGGUGUACUCGCAGAGCAGAACGAAGGCAGCGCGUAAGCUGCGGCACAGCGCCACGCACAAGCAUAACCUUCGCAACAAACGCGCCCCACACAACCUCGCUGAUGACUACACAGAUACUCUUAACAAUGAGAUAUCUCUACAUAGAAUAAUCAAUGAGCCGAAAAAAAUGAUAUCACGUCACACUUCCCCGACGUAUACGAAUGGAGAUAGAGAAGGUAUCAUAGACAACAAAACAAUGGGCAUACCUAAGAAUAGCUCGCCCAUACUGGACCCGCACAAGACCACCGAUGUCAGUGCAAAGAGCAGCCCCAUCGCUGUUGUAGCGGACGGCGAGGUUAUGGUCUUUGAUGAUAAUGACGACUGGAAAGUGAUAUUGAAUUCUGUGUCCCUAGGUUUGAGGAUGGACCCUGACGUUAGUGACGAUGACAUAGACACGAGUGUAAAGCGAACUUUAGACUGUAUUAAGAACGGUGACGGUGAUUUGAACAGUAAGAGUGAACUGAGUGAGGGGAGUGAGUCUUCGCCCUCCGGUAGCCCGGGCACCUGGCUGUCGGGGGACGAGGGCGGCAGGGAGGGCAGGGUCACGCGGGUCAUAGGGGAGCUUCCCAUCGCGGAGUACGAGGGCUCCCCCCGCAGGUACGGGGUCGGCAGUCAGAAGACCAGCAACAGAUCGCCCAGACCUGGCUUCCCACAGAGGGUGAUGACGGAAAGCCGCGGGGAGUCCCCACCGAUCACCUCGGCGUUCGAUUACCUGUACGAGUUCUCCGAGACGCGCAAGGUGCUGGAGGAGUUUUUCCGCUGUCCCGCCGCGCCCGGACACACGCAGCUCGCCGCCAAUGAUGAUAUCGUCAAUUUCCAGGACUUGGAAUACGAGCUGCGGCGGCAGACGCAGGAGUGUCCGUCAGAGAAUGGCGUGGAGGAGGGCAGCGAGUCGGAGUGGCCGCAGCCCGACACUCUCGACUCGCUCGACUCGCCUCACGCGCCGCACAACCACACCAACUUCCUCGGCCUGCAGCAACAAACAUCACGAUACGCGGCGCCAGAUGUGUCAGCGCUGCGAGCCGGUCCUCUCGACAGUGGUUCCACGUCCCCCGCGCCGAGGACUUCCAUACGAGACUUGCGUGACAUGCGUGACACGCGUGAAAUGCGUGACGCACGUGACAUACGUGACACGCGUGAUGUACGCGACGCGCGUGACCUGCGGGACUUGCUGGAGGCUCGUGACCACGGGUCCCGCGAGCGACUCCCCUUCGCCAUGUCGUCGGCCGCCAGCGACUCCGCCAGCGAUCUCUCACUUGCCAUCAUGGAGAGUGAGCUCUCUGAAAUGAAAGUGCAACUAGACUCUAACCGCGUCGUGGUGACUCACCUGCCGGUGGUGGAGGACGGCCUCUCCUCCGGACACGCCUCUGACACUGACAAUAAUAAUCAGAAUUCUUCGGUAAUAAUAGAGGAGAUAGUGGAGAAUGGUACAAAUUCUGAUCCCCUCAUACUGUCCGACGCUGAUCUACACUCAUUGGAUCCUUUAGCGUGCUCCGGGCCCCCACCGCCCGCGCCCGCGCCGCACCGCCCGCCCGCCGAGCACGCCGCGCUACCCGCGCACGCGCCUCACGUGCCUCACGUGCCACACGCGCCUCACGUGCCCCACGCGCCUCACGUGCCCCAUGCGCCUCACGUGUCUCACGCAGCGCACGGCACGCACACGCCGCACAUACACGCCGCACACGACGAUGUAUACCCGCGUAAGAGGCCGUCGUCAGCACAGAGUACGGAGUCGGCUGAGAUCAAACAAGCCAGCGGAGAUGAAGACGAAGCCGACACGGACCUGGAGACGGACAGGUUGCUGGGCCAGCAGAGGACGGAUGACCAGGGAUUCUUUGAUGAUAAAGACAAAGAUGGCAAGAAGAAAACAAAAAAUAAAGAAGACCCGUCAGUGCUGAUUGAGGGCGUCCUGUUCCGCGCGCGGUACCUCGGCUCCACACAGCUGGCGUGCGAGGGCCAGCCUACCAAGGCCACCAGGAUGCUGCAGGCUGAGGAGGCCGUCUCCAGAAUCAAGGCCCCCGAAGGUGAAAACCAACCGAGUACAGAAGUAGAUCUUUUCAUAUCUACGGAGAAGAUAAUGGUUCUGAACACGGAACUGAAGGAGAUAAUGAUGGAUCACGCGCUACGGACCAUCUCCUACAUAGCCGAUAUAGGCGACCUCGUCGUCCUCAUGGCCAGGAGGAGGUUCGUCCCCCACGAGAACGAUUCUGAUCAGCCAAAACUGAACCGUACUCCAAAGAUGAUAUGUCACGUUUUCGAAAGUGAAGAGGCGCAAUUUAUAGCUCAAUCGAUCGGGCAAGCAUUCCAAGUCGCGUACAUGGAGUUCCUCAAAGCCAACGGCAUCGAGGACCACAGCUUCGUGAAGGAAAUGGACUACCAGGAGGUACUGAACAGCCAGGAGAUCUUCGGCGACGAGCUGCAAAUGUUCGCAAAGAAGGAACUGCAGAAGGAGGUGGUGGUGCCCAAGGCCAAGGGGGAGAUCUUGGGCGUAGUCGUGGUGGAGUCCGGCUGGGGGUCCAUGCUGCCCACAGUGGUGAUCGCCAACCUAGCGCCGGCUGGAGCAGCGGCGAGAUGCGGACAACUUAACAUAGGAGAUCAAAUAAUAGCAAUAAAUGGAGUGAGCCUGGUGGGACUGCCACUGUCGACAUGUCAAACUUAUAUAAAGAACUCCAAGAACCAGACAGUGGUGAAACUGACGGUGGUGCCGUGCGCGCCCGUCGUGGAGGUCAAGAUAAAGCGGCCGGACACCAAGUACCAGCUAGGAUUCAGUGUGCAGAAUGGAGUGAUUUGUAGUUUGCUGCGCGGCGGUAUCGCGGAGCGCGGCGGCGUGCGCGUGGGACAUCGCAUCAUAGAGAUAAACGCGCAGAGUGUGGUGGCCGUGCCGCACGAGCGCAUCGUCAACCUUCUCGCCACCUCUGUAGGCGAGAUAUUAAUGAAGACGAUGCCGACGUCUAUGUUCCGGCUGCUGACCGGGCAGGAGAACCCCGUGUUCAUAUAAGUGCGCGUUCGCCGCCGAUACAAAGUGCCUGCUUACCUCACGCGCCCCGCCCUCCGCCCCUCGCUCCACCCACCCGCGCAGCGCCACGCCCCUCGACAGCUGGGCCACUCCCACCAACACAGUCCAUGGGAACACAACGUACCGGUGGCAAAAAAAUCUAAAUCGACUAUUGUUUACUACCAUUUAUGAAAGAAAAUAUUCUUUAUUCAUUGAUGUAAUAUGAAAGUGUUGGCAAUAACAUAGGACUCAAAACGAAGUACUUUAUUAAAUAAUUUGUCUAUGAUUUGAUUUAAAUUCUAGAAUUUCUGUUUUUUCAGUACUACUAUCAACUGUGAUAACUAUGUAAUCACAAGUUAAGAAACUAAAAUAUCCAAAUCCUGAAUUUUAAUAUACAAAAACAUGAAAAAAUAAUCCCGCCUUGAUUUGCCGUGACUUCGAUAAAAUGUCUAUGGUAAAAGGAACAUUAUUUUUGUAUAGGAUAUUCCACAGCUGACAUUUUUAUACUUAUACUAGAUAUUGGCUCGGCUGUCGGUGCAUACUCUUUGACACCACCACGGGAACUAAUCUGAAGUCCAAAAAUGCUUACAAUGCUUACUUGGCUAAAUUAAGUUAGUUAUAAGUUGUAUAUCGCCAUUUGUCAAGUGUUUGUACUUGCUAUGUAUAACUUAUGUCCAUCUAUUUGAAUGAAAUUUAAUCAAUCUUAGUAUGUUUUAAAGUAAUUUUAAUGUGUUGCAGCCAUAGAUAAGUGAAAUAUCCAAUCUAAAGAUAAACGAGAGUCGAUAUUGUAAAAGACUGAGGAAAUUUACCCGAAAAAAGACUCCUACGGCCUCUUUUCGCAUCACUUUUGUGCUUCGUAUUACGUAUUUAUAGGUUAUAUAUCCGUGGUUUCCCAUUACCACGCAAUCAUUUUUUUUUAAUUUAAAGUGUAUUUAAAGAAACCGCAUACUUCAUUUAAAAUAAUAAACCUGCUUACAAUUUUAAUAUUUUAUUGCUCUCUAAGAAUGCUUUGACGUUUUAUUGAAGUCUGUUAUUUUUUUAUAAAUGUGUCAAAGAUCAAAUAGCAAGUGCAAAUGCAUUGAAGAAAUAUUCAUGAUCAUGACAUUGUCAAAUAUUCCUUGAAAAAAAAAUGAUUUAUUAUGUGUAAAUUAAAUAUAUAAAACCACUCAUAUCUGCUUAGAUAAUAUACUAUAUUAACUGAUUAUCUGGCAUCUAUAUGUUUAAUUAAGUGGACAAUAGCGGAGAUCGUCUGAAUAUUAUAAGUGUCGUUAGCAUGCCAUGUUUGCCAUAGAUAAUCUCGAUUUUUAUGUGUUAGUCUUUAAGUAUUUAAUCAAAAUUGUUGCCAUAUUAUUUUUUAAUUUUAAUGCUUAGUUUUCGCAUCGUAUCGUCCAUACAUUCUUUAAUACCAUUCCAUUUUAGUUGUUUAUUUCUAGCACCUAUGUAUUUUUUUAUGUUGUUAAUAUUUUUUUAGAAGAUUUUAGUCGAUGUUUAUAUUCAAUAAUAGUUCAAAAUCUUGUAAUGCUAAUUAAGAUGUAUAGCAAAACAGAUACAGUUUAUUGAAAUUUCUACAAUGUCGACUUCAAAUGUAAACCUUCAAAAAAUACAUAAAUGAAUAUGGUAACAUUGUUGUACGCAAGUUGUCGACAUUGCGAGCGAUUCAAUACUGCCAAUAUUAAAAUAUAUCUGCCCCUUAUAAAAAUAAAUUUAAAAAUAUACGCCGCCUCCAUGAUAUAGCGAGUGCGAAAAGUGAUCAUAUUUAAUAAAAAAAUGAAUUGAUUAGUAGAUAUUAAUUAUAAAAAAGCAUUAUUUCGUGUAGCGUUUCAAAAGAUAUGUCAUAUUUUGUAAAUUUUAUAGUGUGGCUAUAGCAUUAUAACCUAUAUCAAUAUGUAUGUACUGUUCUUAGUCAAGCUUAGCGCUCUGAGGACGAGUUUUUAUUUUUAUUUAUAUAUAAAAAUACUAUUAUUAAAAAAAAUGUGUAUCAGUAACUCGUACGUAUCCUUCUUACGGAAACUCGCUUCUUUCUAUCUUCAUGAAAUGCUUUUCCAAUGUGUAGGUCCUUCUUUCUCUUUUUAUGUAUACGUUAUCUUUUUCGUACGGCCAGUGUCGACUGAUGUUCUAACCUAAAUAUUAAUUUAUUACUAUUAAAAAGAAAAAAGUUUAGUACAUUGUUAUAUUAGAGACAUUGUAUUAUUUUUUAAAUUCACGAUUGGCUAAUGUUUUUAAUAAGAUUCUUAUCAAAAAACUUUAAAGUAAUAAAACUUAUUUAUUUAUUUUAUUCUAAUUUUCUUAUCCUUAAACUAUUGUCAAAUGACGUCACGUCCUCACUGGUCUGCUGUUACCGUGGUUUUCCACUGUCGUACAACUUGUAUUAAAAUAUAUUUUUAUCCCUCUCAAUCUCUUAGAAAAGAGAGAGACAGAGACAACAUGUUUUAACACAUGGGCUUCGGAGUGGAAUUUCACGGUUAUUUCGUGAGCUGUGUACGUUCAAGUUAUAUGUAGAUAUACUAUAUGUAAUCUGAAGUGUAAUUUUAUAUUGCUAGCUGUUGUGAAUAAGAUUUAUUUACAUUAAAUACCCACAGAUAAUAAAUAGCGUCUAUCGAAAGCUGGUACAUACGGUAGGUGACACUGUGACAUGUGAAAUAACUAUUGUUGUUCUCAUUUCUAAGAGUAUUAUUCUAGUCUGCAUUAAAGUUAAGAAUAAACUGA
Papilio xuthus (Asian swallowtail) is the source of this 6301-nucleotide messenger RNA. RefSeq lists its product as uncharacterized. The record is from RefSeq and is a predicted model, not a curated record. Gene Ontology annotation, cellular component: dendritic spine; cytoplasm; plasma membrane. Gene Ontology annotation, molecular function: protein binding. Lineage: Eukaryota; Metazoa; Arthropoda; Insecta; Lepidoptera; Papilionidae. The transcript has 23 exons. Gene Ontology annotation, biological process: chemical synaptic transmission. The coding region runs from base 218 to 3598 and encodes 1126 amino acids.